Salmo salar (Atlantic salmon) is the source of this 6226-nucleotide messenger RNA. RefSeq names its product lysine-specific demethylase 5A. Gene Ontology annotation, molecular function: histone H3K4me/H3K4me2/H3K4me3 demethylase activity; DNA binding. Gene Ontology annotation, cellular component: nucleus; chromatin. Gene Ontology annotation, biological process: chromatin remodeling; regulation of DNA-templated transcription. NCBI's taxonomy places the organism in Eukaryota, Metazoa, Chordata, Actinopteri, Salmoniformes, Salmonidae. The record is from RefSeq and is a predicted model, not a curated record.
AUGGUCGUUGCUAUUAAAAGAAAGGACUGGACACCUCCUUUUGCCUGCGACGUACGCAACUUCCGCUUUACUCCCAGAGUCCAGAGACUCAAUGAAUUGGAGGCCCUCACUCGAGUCAAGCUCAACUUCCUGGAUCAGAUUGCCAAGUUCUGGGAGCUGCAGGGGUCCAGGCUGCGCUUCCCUCAUGUGGAGAGGAAGAGCCUCGAUCUAUACCAGCUCAGCAAGAUUGUCUCCUCCGAGGGUGGCUUUGAGACAGUGUGUAAGGAGAAGAGAUGGUCCAAGGUGGGCAGCAGGAUGGGUUUCCCCCCAGGGAAAGGUAUGGGCUCUCUGCUGCGGUCCCACUUUGAGAGGAUCCUCUACCCCUAUGAGCUCUUCCAGUCUGGAGCCACGCUCACUAGUAUCCACCAUCUGUACGAGGAGGGAGAUGACGGAGAGGUGCAGGAUGAGGGCAUGGGGGAAGAGGAUGAGGAUGAAGAGAACCGAGAGAGGGACAGCCUGAGUGACGGGACUCAGAACAAGGACUGCCCGCUCCCUGAGCAACGCUCCCGCCGUCUGAAGUCCGAGGUCGGUGAUGAGCGGGAAAACAAAGAGCCCAAGACCAUGCAGCUCUUUGGCAGUGGUCCCAAGAUGGUUGGUUUAGAGAUUGUACCGGCUGAAGAUGAUGGGUUCAAUAAGAAGCAGCGUCACCUGAAGGCACAGGCCUUCGCCAUUAAGAUGCGACCACGCAAAGAAACCCUGGAGGUCAACUUUAUCCCCCAGAUUGACCUGUACAUGUGCCUGAUGUGUGGGCGGGGCAAUGAGGAGGACCGCCUCCUGCUGUGUGAUGGCUGUGAUGACAGCUACCACACCUUCUGUCUGAUUCCGCCCCUACAGGAUGUCCCUAAGGGGGACUGGCGAUGCCCCAAGUGUGUUGCUGAGGAGUGCAGUAAGCCGCGGGAGGCGUUUGGCUUUGAGCAAGCCGUGAGGGAGUACACGCUCCAGAGCUUUGGAGAGAUGGCUGACCACUUCAAGUCAGACUACUUCAACAUGCCCGUGCACAUGGUGCCUACAGAGCUAGUGGAGAAGGAGUUCUGGCGUCUGGUGAGCUCCAUCGAGGAGGAUGUCAUUGUGGAGUACGGAGCUGACAUCAGCUCUAAGGAGGUGGGCAGCGGCUUCCCCGUCAGGGAUGGCAAGAGACGGCUACUGGGAGAUGAAGAGGAGUAUGCCAAUUCAGGCUGGAACCUGAACAACAUGCCAGUCCUGGAGCAGUCGGUCCUUACCCACAUAAACGUGGAUAUCUCUGGCAUGAAGGUGCCCUGGCUCUAUGUGGGCAUGUGCUUCUCCUCCUUCUGCUGGCACAUCGAGGACCACUGGAGCUACUCCAUCAACUUCCUGCACUGGGGGGAGCCUAAAACGUGGUAUGGUGUCCCAGCCCACGCGGCAGAGCAGCUGGAGUCAGUGAUGAAGAAGCUGGCCCCAGAGCUGUUUGACUCUCAGCCUGACCUGUUGCACCAGCUUGUCACCAUCAUGAAUCCCAACGUCCUCAUGGAGCAUGGAGUGCCCGUUUUCCGCACCAACCAGUGUGCGGGGGAGUUUGUGGUGACCUUUCCCAGAGCCUACCACAGUGGCUUCAACCAGGGAUACAACUUUGCUGAGGCUGUCAACUUCUGUACCGCAGACUGGAUCCCGAUGGGUCGUCAGUGUGUGGCCCACUACCGGCGGCUCCACCGCUACUGUGUCUUCUCCCACGAGGAGCUGCUCUGCAAGAUGGCUGCCGACCCCGAGAGCCUGGACGUGGAGCUGGCUGCUGCAGUCUUCAGAGAGAUGGGAGAGAUGAUGGAGGAAGAGACACGGCUCAGACAGGCCUUGCAGGAGAUGGGUGUGCUGUCCUCGGAGCAGGAGGUGUUUGAGCUGGUCCCUGAUGACGAACGGCAGUGUCAGAAGUGUAAGACCACCUGUUUCCUGUCAGCUCUGACGUGUCCCUGCAGCCCAGAGCGUCUCGUUUGUCUGCACCACGCCAAGGAGCUAUGUGACUGUCCCCUGGGAAUCAAGUGUCUACGCUACCGGUAUGAUCUGGAGGAGUUUCCCUCCAUGCUGUAUGGGGUGAAGUCCAGAGCCCAGUCCUAUGACACCUGGGCCAAGCGGAUCACUGAGGCCUUGGCUGCUGACCACAAGAACAAGAAAGACCUGAUAGAGUUGAAGGUUCUUCUGGAGGAUGCAGAGGACAGGAAGUAUCCAGAGAACAGUCUGUUCCGUCGGCUCAGAGAGAUGGUGAAGGAGGCCGAAACCUGCUCUUCUGUGGCCCAGGUACUGCUCAGCCGCAGGCAGAGACACAGUACCAGGCAGCAUCCAGAGAGCAGCAGGAAUCGUAACAAGCUGACAGUGGAGGAGCUGAAAGUCUUUGUAGAGCAGCUGUUCAAACUGCCCUGUGUCAUCGGACAGGCUCGACAGGUCAAUGAGUUACUAGAGAACGUGGAGGACUUCCAUGAGAGAGCCCAGGUAGCCCUGGCUGACGAGCUGCCUGACUCCUCCAAGCUGCAGGCCCUGCUAGACCUGGGUGGAGGUCUGGAUGUGGAACUACCUGAGCUUCCCAGGCUCAAACAGGAGCUGCAGCAGGCCCGCUGGCUGGAUGAGGUGCGGGUGACGCUGGUAGAGCCCCACCGGGUGACCCUGGAGCUGAUGAAGCGGCUGAUAGACUCUGGGGUGGGGCUGGCACCACACCAUGCUGUGGAGAAGGCCAUGGCUGAGUUGCAGGAGAUACUCACUGUGUCAGAGAGAUGGGAGGACAAGGCCCGCGCAUGCCUACAGGCCAGGCCUCGGCACAGCAUGCUAGCCCUGGAGAGCAUCAUGAUAGAGGCCAGGAACAUACCGGCCUACCUACCCAACGUCCUGGCCCUCCGAGAGGCUCUGCACAAGGCCAAAGAGUGGAGUGCCAAGGUGGAUGCCAUUCAGGUAGUGUCGCGUCGCACGUGUGGCAGUAACUAUGCAUACCUGGAGCAGCUGGAGAGCCUGCUGGCGAGGGGUCGCUCCAUCCCCAUCCGGCUGGACCCCCUGCCCCAGGUCGAAUCCCAGGUGGCCUCAGCCCGCGCCUGGAGGGAGCGGACCGCACGCACAUUCCUCAAGAAGAACUCCACCUACACCCUGCUACAGGUCCUUAGUCCACGUGUGGAUAUUGGUAUCUACGGCAACAGCAAACGCAAACGAGUCAAGGAGCUCCUUGAGAAGGAGAGAGGUCUGGACCUGGAGGGUCUCAGCGACCUUGACGAGCGUUAUGAAGAUGCCUGUGACCCGGCCAUCGUCGUAGCGGCAUUCAAAUCCAAGGAGCAGAAAGAAGUUGAGGCCAUACACUCUCUCCGAGCUGCCAACCUGGCUAAGAUGGCCAUGUCUGACCGCAUCGAGGAGGUCAAGUUCUGUCUGUGUCGUAAGACUGCCAGCGGGUUUAUGCUGCAGUGUGAACUGUGCAAGGACUGGUUCCACGGAGCCUGUGUGCCGUUACCGAAAGCGGGCUCGCAGAAGAAGCUCAUGGGCUCGGCCGGGUGCCAGAGCAACAGCAAGGAGGCCAAAUUCCUGUGCCCGUUAUGCCAGCGCUCGCGUCGCCCGCGUCUGGAGACCAUCCUGUCUCUCCUGGUGUCCCUCCAGAAGCUGCCGGUGCGUCUGCCUGAGGGGGAGGCCCUACAGUGCCUGACGGAGAGGGCCAUGGGCUGGCAGGACCGCGCCAGGCAGGCUCUGGCUACAAACGAGCUGUCCUUGGUCCUGGCCAAGCUGUCGGUCCUCAGUCAGAGGAUGGUAGAACAGGCUGCCCGGGAGAAGACCGAGAAGAUCAUCAACGCUGAGCUGCAGAAGGCUGCCGCAAACCCUGACCUGCAGGGUCACAUCCAGACGUUCCAGCAGGCAGGGUUCAGCAGGGCAGCGUCGCCACGCCAGUCUGUCGACUACGAUGACGAGGAGACGGACUCUGACGAGGACAUCAGGGAAACAUAUGGCUACGACAUGAAGGACCCAGGUGAGGUGAAGCCGUACCUGUUUUGUGAUGAUGAGAUCCCUGUCAAGUCAGAGGAAGUAGUCAGUCACAUGUGGCCCACCACACCCUCUUUAUGCGCUGAACACGCCUACUCCUCUGCAUCCAAGUCCUGCCCUCAGAACCAGAGCACCCCCAGGAUGCAGCCCAGGAAGACGCCCCUGGUGCCUCGCUCCCUGGAGCCCCCUGUGCUGGAGCUGUCCCCCCCGGCCAAGGCCCAGUUGGAGGAGCUGAUGAUGGUGGGGGACCUGCUGGAGGUGUCCCUGGAUGAGACCCAGCACAUCUGGAGGAUCCUGGAGGCCACACACCCUCCCUCUGAGGAGAGGUUCCUACAGGUCAUGGAGCAUGAGGAUUCUCAGUUUGAGAAGCCGAUGAAGAUCAAGAUGAAGGACUCUGAGAAGAAGAGGAAGAGGAAGCUGGAGAGGGCGGAGCACCAGCUUCUCAUGGCAGCUGUCUCCGGGGUCGGAGACAUGAUGAGGUCCCCCAAGUCCUCAAAGGAUCCGAAACGGAGCCUCUUAGACCCGCUGGGGAAACCCAAGAAGAAGAAGAAGCUGAAGCUGAACCCAGAUAAGAACCGUGAACUGAAACAGCUGGCCAAGCGCCUGGCUAAAGAGGAUAAGGAGAGGAAGAGGAAGGAUAAGGCUGUGGUCAAGGCUGAGGCUGUCAGGGAGGGUCUGGACAAGAGGAAAGAGAAGAAGAUUCUGGAUAUACCGUCGAAAUACGACUGGUCUGGAGCUGAGGACUCCAAUGAUGAGAACGCUGUCUGUGCAUCCAAGAACUGUAUGAGACCCUGCAAGGAGAAGGUGGACUGGGUUCAGUGCGACGGCGGGUGUGACAAGUGGUUCCACCAGGUGUGUGUGGGUGUGACCUGCGAGAUGGCCGAGAACGAGGACUACAUCUGCAUCGACUGCACCCGCAAGUCAUCUAUCUUGAGUGGGGGCGUAGUUGGAAGUUUGGGCAGAAGCAUAGGAGGAGGAGGGGUGACAGCAGUGGUGAAGUUGGAGUGUGUUUGUGAGGAGCCAGUGGUGCUGGAAGCGCCAGUCUACAGCGGGCUGAGCCAGAUCAUUAUGCCCCCCUCCCAGACCCAAAUGAUGCCCCCCUCUACCUCCCUCCCCCAGCAGCAGCAACAGCAGCAGCCGGACACUCUAGAGAGCAGCUAGCGCAGACCCAGGACAGAGACGCACAUGCACAGUCGGCCACCACACACAAAUCCAUCCAGCCGGUAAGCUCGCAUCAGACCAUUUGAGUCUGGAAGACCCCGACUUGUUCUGACUGACAUAUUUCCCUCUUGACUUAAUGGUAGAGGAGCUUCAAAUUAAGGGUUGUCCUCAAGACUGGAUGAUGAUACUCCCUUGAGAAUAAUACUACAAAGAAAUGAGACCAUCAGCUCCUUUGAGGAGGAAAGAGAUGUAUUUUCUGCAUCACAGACAAACUCCAGAUUACCUUUUUUCCCGCUCUCCUUCCUCUUCUCUCUCCUCAUGGGAACCAAUUGUUGAUGAGGAUUUGUUUCUCUCUAAUUCAGAACUGUUAAAGAAGGCCUUAUAAUCCAGAGAACACUGUGCACAGAGCGGUUUUUACUGCACGACUUGGAAUGACCAUGGGCCGUUUCGUCUGUUUCUUGAGUUUUGGGUCUGCAACAUCCUGUACCCCCGUCUGAAAAUUAUUUGGUGCCACAGUCAGAAACUUCAGUACAGUCAUUAUGAAUCUGUGGAGGGUUAAUUAUGUGUCCCAAAUGGCACCCUAUUCUAUAUGUAGUGCACUACAUGGGAUCUGGUAAAAAGUAGUGCACUAUAAAGGGAAUAGGGUACCAUUUGGGAUGCGGUGUUACACCUCCACAUAUUCAUGAUAACUGUACUGAGUCGGCAGGUAGCCUAACUUUUUUAAGUGUUGGGCCAGUAACCGAAAAGUCUCUGGUUCGAAACCCCCUGGGCUGACUAGGUGAAAAAUGUAUCGAUGUGCUCUUGGUUAAGGUACUUAACCCUAAUUGCUCCUGUAAGUCGAUCUGGAUAAUGACAAAAAUGUAAAUGUGAAGAUUUGGGAUGCACAUUCAGUGUCAUCUUCUCUCUGCCUUUAUCCAAACAAUAAAUGCCAGCUCCAUGUAGGACAAGGAACAAUGGUUGUAUGUAGUGAUACAUAUUUAUAAUGUGUAAAUAGGUUUUAAGCAAUAAAGUGAUUGAAUGUGUCUGUUUUUGUUUUCUCACCUUUAAUAAACAAUUCCUAGUCAAAUGA